AUGGAUUCAAAUAAUAAAUUCGAAGAUUUGAUGAAGAGGUGGUUGCAGGAAAAUAAAUCUGGUGGGACGACCCCAGCCGCCAGAAAGACAAAAUUAAUGGGAGAAAUAGGAAAAUGGAUUACUGAAAUAUUAGGGGCAAUGAGAAAGGAUGAUAAGGAGGAUUGGGCUAAACAGGCAUGUGCAGAUAUUACAGUAGAAGGAAAGAAGUUAGCAGGGGACGAGAAGGAAGUAUGUCAGUUUCUUAUGAAAAUUUUAUACAAAAUAAAAGAAGUUCGAGGAGCAAACUGCGGACAGACGAACAUUGAAGAGGAAAUGAAGGAAUAUGUCCAAUGUGCAACACUAAACUUAUGGUCCACCAUGUAUAUAAUUAAACAUUGUGAUAAGAGCAAUGUCGUGCAUGAGACAUAUAAAUUAAUGAAGAGUAUGUUCGGAGGAUUUGGGGGGGGAGCUCAAUGUGAAGGAUGUGUGUAUGGAAAGUUAGAACCUAUGAGAGUAUUAGGGGGAACCGAUAUAUUACAGCAUAUUAAUCAAACUAUGAAUGCGGAUCCAAAAAUUAUGAAAUUAAUAGAUAACAAACCAAAGAAAUCAUGUCCAACACAGCAACAUCAACAACCAAGUGCAGCGGAGACAAAGAAAAUGACGAAAGAGCAGUUUAAUUUCCUAUCCCACUUAUUAACAAAAUGGAUCAUGGAAAAGGGUAUGAACAAUGUGAACCAAUUUGGGAUAGGAAUAUGGGCAGGUUUGGGGCAAAUGUUUGAAAAUCUUAUGAAUACUCUGCCGCGUGAGCAACCAGGUAUACCAAAACUGUGUGCGGUUGGAGAGGGUAUGAACGGACAAAAAAUUGAAUCGUGGAAUUCACGGGAAAAAGAACUCUGCAGAAAUAUGCUAGCAGUAAUGUUAUAUACAAACGGAUUAACGCAGGAUCUGAAGGUAAGAAAAGGUAUAGAGGGUGAAGAUACGGUAACUACAUAUCUAAGGUGUCUAGUUGGAACCAUAGUGUUAGUAGAAUUAUAUGGUACACACUGCCGUUUUGGAAGGGUACUUCCACAUGUAUCACGAGUGGUCAAACAAAAGGUGAAGGACAAUAAUUUGAAGAUGACAGAGGAAAUGUGCUAUAACCAAAAUCUAGAAGAAGCAAAAGUGGGGGGUCAAUUAAUUGGUGCAACAAUAAAAGAAUGGAUAAACGAAAGAGGAUGGAAGAGUGAUACGAAAGUGCGGAAUUACAAAGCAAUAGAAACACAGGGGAAAAAUUGUACCCAGGAUGCGACAAGUGAAGGAGCAGGAAGUAAGAGUAAUGGGUCAGGAGUGACUAGUGAAACAGGAAUAAAGGAAAUACGGGAAAUAAUGAAAGAAGGGAAAACUGUAUCGCAGAGUAUUGCUGAUGAAGUAAUAGAAAAGGUCCUUGAGGAAGGGUUAACGAAGGGGGAAGAAGGAAUAAAGAAGAUGUUUGAGAGUGAACUGGAACAAAAAAUACAGGAAGCAAUGAAAAAACAAAAAUCCCCAUCCACCUUAUCAGUGGACCCAAAUAAUUGUACAAUCAAAGGACUGGAAGACGAUGAGGAAGAAAAUUGGGAUGAACUGUUCACAAAGUUUUCUAAUGUGCCCAGUGAAGAAGAUGGGAAGGACACCAUUUAUAACAAGUGGCAAGGAUAUAAAAGUGUAUGUAAGGAGGACGUACAAACGGGUAAAAUAUGGAAUACACAGGAAAGGGAGUUUUGCGAAGUUCUAAUAAGGAAUUUAAUAAUUGCAAAUGAGGAAAAAUACGAAUGUGAAAAGAAGGAUGCGAAGUCUAGAAAUGGCAAGCCAUGUGUCAGUAAGUGUGACUUAUUACAUUUGUGGUUGACCUAUGUAAAGGGUCGUUGUGUUAGUGACGAUGUUAUUAAAUAUGCCUAUGAGGCGAUGUAUAAUUUGGAAAGUAGGUGGGACAGUGUAGGAAUUGGAGGGAAAAGUUGUAAGUAUGGAGAAACUGAUAACCUUGUAAGAGAUGGCCUAGAUGUUGUACAUGCAAUCAGUAUGAAAAUGAAGUGUGAAGCAGGAAGAGGAAAAAUGAAGGGAAUACACAAUAGUCAUUGGUGCAAUGAGAGUAAUAGGAAGUAUACAGCAAAUAUGGGUACAGUUGGUGUGGGUCGUUCCGGUGGUAAAUCUAGACAACAACCCACAAAAGGGAAACAAUUAGUAGAUAAAUUGAAGCACAUUGAAGAAAGAACUAAGGGCCAGUUGGAAGAAGUAAAGAAAGAAAUUGAAAAAGCUUCAUCAACCUCCGGUGAUGACUGCACCAACAAGGGUGACCUAUGUACCCGCGUAAAAUGCGUAGCAGAUAAGUGGCAUACAAAUAGGAAUAAGGGACAGACGAACUGGAGUGAAAUGCAGAAUGUCAUCGAGCACAGGGCCAAAGAUAUGUUUGCUUCUAUAUCUACAAAUAGCGAACAUAUGAAAACUUAUUGCAGUAACCUUACACAGUCAGGUAGUAGAAUAGUCACUGACCCAGAGAUAAAGGCAUGCCAAUACAUUACUGCAGGAAUACAGCACAUAUACAGCAUUGAUGUAGACGAGAAUGAUAAGACGCAAGGGAACAGUGACGAUGAACAGAAGGGCAAAGAAAACAGGGAUUUUAAGCAAGUUGCGGCCUGUCUGCUUCUGAACGCCUAUGCAGAUGAAUUGAAAAAUCACGUUAAAUCUCCCUGUACGAUCGGUGAGGAUACAAUAAAACAAGCAUUUCAGAAAGGGAAUGGGCAACUUGCGAAAUGGUGUAAGUAUAACGGUGGUAAUAGUAAUAAUUGUGUUAAGUGUGAAAGGGUUGAGGACUAUGGAAAUUGUGAAGUAGAGUAUAGUGGGAAGAAAGACAAUGUAAAGAACAAAGUGGAUGAACUGCUCAAAGGGAAGGAUACAAACUUAACAAAAACUCUAACUGAUAUAAGUACUAUAAAAAAUAAUAACUUAUGUCACCGUGCACAAUGUGUAACAACACAAUGGUCCAGGGACAAAACAGCGGAAAAGCGCAAAGCGGGAGAGAUGAGCACAACGGUGUGGGAGGUUUGGAAAGGAUUCAUAUUUCGCAUCAAAAAGGACAGUUGGAAGGACAUUACACAGAGGAUCGACCCACUUGCUACUACCAUGGUUCAGACGAAUAAAGUUGUUGACAAUCACUGCAGUAGCAUGGAAGGGGAAAAGAAAACAGCAUGCGAGCAAAUAGUUAGAGGUUUAAAGCAUAUAUACAACACUCAAGGGAAGGAGACUGGUGGGAAGGGAAAAUCUGAUCAGAAGGAAAAUAAUAGACUAUUUAAGCAAACUAUGUCAUGUUUUAUAUUAAAUGUGUAUUCAGAUCUUAUUAAGGAUAAAUGUCCGAACAUAAAUAAUAGCAUGCAGGAGUUUUUUAAUGUAGGAAAAGAUCUUCACGAAAGUGAAUGUACAGGGGGGAGUACAUGUAUUCCAUGUGAGUGGGACGAAUGUAAUGAUAUGAAUUUCGAUAAUAAGAAACUACGUAACACAAUAAAAGAUGAGCUCCAGAAGAAUAAUAGAAACAUACAGAAUGCUCUGAGUAAAAUAUGUUCACCACCCAAACCCGAUAACAAAGCAACCAAAGCACCAGCAGGAGAGCUAAGGAGUGAUAGUGAAGAUGGGGAAAUUGCAACACUACCGGGUAAGAAUACACAGGAUGUUGAUGAUUUGGACAGUCUGCCUCCGCUUGGUGAUGAUGAUGUUACAGGAUGUGUUGGAUCCACUUGCGGCGAGUUCGACGAUGAUCACCUAAAUCAGGGAGUAUUCUCCCAUACGGGAGAAUAUGGAACUGUCACUACCACUAAAACUACACUUAACAUUACAGGCCCAAAAGUUCCGAACUCUGCGGAAGGCCCGAAAGUACAGGAUAUGAAUGGACAGAGUAGUCCUAUCCCUGGUCCAACUUCUGAAGGUACAUCUGUCCCAGGUUCUACUGGAACUUGGAACCCUGGUUCUUCCGGUACUGGUUCCAUAGGAACUUGGAAUCCAGGUUCUUCUGGUUCCGGUUCUACGGGAACUUGGAAUCCAGGUUCUUCUGGUUCCGGUUCUACGGGAACUUGGAACCCAGGUUCCUCUGGUUCCGGUUCUACGGGAACUUGGAACCCAGGUUCCUCUGGUUCCGGUUCCACUAGCACUCCACAACAAGGUGACCCCAAGGACCACCACAACAAGGUGGUAACAGACCAGAAGGAGCACUACCAACACCGGCACCAGCAGCAACAACAAGGAAGAGUCCAUCCUUGGUGCGUCCCAGAAGCAUUCUUCCCCUUCUACCACUUAUAUUUUUUCCUCGGUAAAAGAAGAAAACGUCACAGAAGAGCUUAUGAUGUAUCUGGUCCUCCCCCCUUGGAAGAACAACCUCUUGAUCAUGUGGACGAUCUGCCUGGUCGUCCACAUGAAUAUACCUUAGUAAAGGAACGCAAACCAAGAUCCGCUCCAACAGGAACGCAGAGCCCCAAAGAACGUACUGAUCGUUGUGCUGAUCGUCGUGGUGUACGUCGCCGCAUGAUUAUUGAUAUUCAUUUAGAAGUCUUAGACGAAUGUCAAAGGGAAAACCUUCAUUUGACGAAGGAGGACUUCCUUAAAAUAAUUGUAGAAGAAUUUAUGGGACCCCAAUUUAUAAAACAAGAAAAUGUUCCUAAGGAAUGUGUUCCUAUGGAAGACUUUGUUGCUAAGGAAAGUGUUCCUCCGGAAGAUGUUCCAAGUUCAGAUUCCGGGUUUAGGGUUGAUGUUCCUCAGGAAAAGGUUCCAAGUUCAGUUUCUGGUUUCGGGUUUUGGGGGGAAGACUUUGUUCCUAAAGAAGAUGUUGCAAAGGAAGAUGUUCCUAAGGAAGAGGUUCAAAGUUCAGAUUCCGGAUUUAGGGAGGAAGACUUUGUUCCUAUGGAAGGUGUUCCUAAGAAACAGGUUCCAAGUUCAGAUUCCGGGGUUAGGGUUGAUGUUCCUAAGGAACAGGUUCAACAUUCAGAUCCCGGGUUUAGGGUGUAG
Molecule: messenger RNA, 4983 nt
Organism: Plasmodium coatneyi
Lineage: Eukaryota; Apicomplexa; Aconoidasida; Haemosporida; Plasmodiidae
Product: SICA-like antigen
Exons: 9
Coding region: 1-4983 (1660 amino acids)
Source: RefSeq, a predicted model, not a curated record